CGGCAGCACUGUGGCUCUCUCUCUCUCAUUCUCUCUCGCGGAAGCGGAAACGAGCAUGUGUACAUGGAAGCGGGAACAGGACUAGGAACAUAUAAAUAGCACGACGGCCCGCAGGACUCGCUCACUCUGCCAGCGUCGUUUGGAGAGCUUGGCGCCUGGAGUCCAGAGCUCCGGCCGAAACGCGUCUCUUUGCGCAGUAAAAAUAUUGCAUCUUUAUUGAAGCAGCUAUUGCUAUUGUCAUCAUGUCAGGAGGAGGAACCGGAAGCUAAGAGGAAGCCAAAAAACCGAGCAAUGAUGGAGACCACUGGCGGCUACCAGGACAUCAGCGCCCUGGAAAAAUCUGUGGCCAAUGCGGGCUCGCAGCUGUACACGAUGGCCCAUAAGCUGCAUGCGGUGGAGCGCAGCCUGGAACAGACGACGAUGGAGCAAAUGGACGAGAUGGAGGUGCUGGAGCUGCUCGAGUCGAUGAGCGAGGUGACCAACGAGUACCAGAAUCUACGGAAGGACAUUCGCGAGGUGCAGCAGCUGCAGCGUGACGUCAGCAGCUCGAUACGCUACCAAAUGCGCAGCAUGCAGCAGACCUUUCACACACUCAAACAACGGAUAGCCAGCUCCCAGAAGAACUGGAGCGGCAACAAGCCUGUGUCGGAGGAGGAGCAGCGAGUCCGAGAGGCGAAAAACCAGUAGGAGCAGGGGAGCCGAAGCCACCACAUUUAUGAAUAAACCAUGAAACUUAUUGAUUGGACAAAAAGGGAGAGACGGACCCUGCGAGAGGUGCCGGAACUGUGUCGAAGGGAUGAGCGGUUAAUGUGAGCGAAGGAUUGACUGGAGCGAGCAGCGAGGAGCAUGGAGGAGCGUCCAAACUGAAGCAAUCAACUGUGUAACUAUAUCGCUGUCACAUAUACACCAAGCAUUUAGACUACUUUAUAAUGUAUACACUAUGAAAUCGAAAAAAAGCUGCGAAUACACCACACACAUACACCUUGUAGGUCGGGUGGUAAUUUAUACAUGUAUAUCCCAGCAUAGGAAUAUAGCGUAUUUUACGACGAACCGAAUGUCUGAUGCACUUUUCCAAAAUUUGCCUUAACAUAAUAUCGUAUUUGAGCUAGUUUUUGAUACGACACGUUUUUAACCGAAAAUAAAACAAAAAUAAUUAUAUUAUUAGGCUGUACUCGCACACACAUAGGUUAUUUUUAU
This is a messenger RNA of Drosophila serrata, 1197 nucleotides long. RefSeq lists its product as uncharacterized. The record is from RefSeq and is a predicted model, not a curated record. Lineage: Eukaryota; Metazoa; Arthropoda; Insecta; Diptera; Drosophilidae.